This is a messenger RNA of Chlamydomonas reinhardtii, 4586 nucleotides long. RefSeq lists its product as uncharacterized. NCBI's taxonomy places the organism in Eukaryota, Viridiplantae, Chlorophyta, Chlorophyceae, Chlamydomonadales, Chlamydomonadaceae. The record is from RefSeq and is a predicted model, not a curated record. The transcript is spliced from 17 exons. The coding region runs from base 181 to 3948 and encodes 1255 amino acids.
GCAAAAACAUGGCUGCUAGGCGAGCAGAAGGUGGUCCACAAUUUCUGGCGAUCGAAUGCUGGCGAACACCGACAUUUCUGGUUUGCGUGCUGCCCGAAACGGUCCUGCACGUGUCAGGCUUUCAAAGUAUCAUGUCGAAUGUAUCGAUGGGAAGCUCGCUCGGGUUCCCUAAAAAAUAUAAUGCCAUCCGCAGCGAGGGGUGCUGUCGCCGGCAUUACCAGCGCUCGCAACCUGCAAGUGGGCUUUGAUGGCGACACAUCGUGGUACUUGGCGAGCUCCGACUGGACUGGAACCUGGUGGGAGGACAUCAGUCGCGUCGUGUCCUCAUCGGCACCCUGGCUGGCGCCGCCACUUCGUGCCGCUCCCGCCAACACUUCGACCUGGCUGCUGCGUGCCUCCGUCGAUGUCACAAACUCAUCCAUCCGGAUCCAAGUCUUCACUACCAACACCUUGCACCUGCUCGCUGGCCUUGCGGCAGACCUGGAAGUGCCAAGCCUUGGCGUUUCCAUCCCCCCUGUCAACAUAUCUGCACCGUCACCGGCUACCUCCUCUGUCAGCAUUGAGAGCGACCGUGCCACUGGCAGGCUUGUGUCGCUUUCCAUUGGUCUUGUUGGCUCUGGUGUGACGCUGGGAUCCGUGUUGACUUGGCUGGGGCUGUCACUGCCAGUUCAGGCCAGCACCUGCACCAUCUCCGAUCCUGUCAUCGUGAUAACUGCACCUCAAGGUAAUGCGCCCGCGACACUGCAAAUUGCCCUGGCCGCAACAAUCCUGCCUAUUAGCAGCACAGCCGUCUCUGCGGCACUACUUGUGGAGGGGCCCGCUGCCACGAUGUCCAUGAAGGUGACUACUGCGGUCCCGCUCUUCAAUAGCGCAUGCACUGGAACUAGCGCCAUCAUAGUUUUCCGACCAGAUGGCCUGAGCUUUGAUGCCAGCCUGCGCCUCAGCUGCCCCGCCGUGCCCAGCCUCACUGACGUGGCGGCGUCUCUGUCCUACGCCAACGGCGCUGCGUCCCUCGAUGUGACCGGCAGCCUCAGCUUCCUGGACGGCGCGGUGGCCGUCUCGCAGCUCAGCCUGUCCAGCACCUCGGCCGCCGCUUACGUGGCAGGCUCGUGCACGGGCUCUGUAGCAGGCGCCACUGGCAGCUUGCAGUUCAACCUGACCAAGCCCACUGCCUCGGUACCGUUUCCCAAGACGUCUCUGGCGCUCACCAUCCCGAACAUCAACUUUGGCACGCUGGCGUCCAGCCUGUGGGCUACUGCCGCGGGCCAGUCGCUUCCAUCCGUGCUGAUGAGCCUGACGCUGCCUUCGGUGACCAUCCAGACACCAGACCUCUCACUAAGGGCCUACACAUUCUCGGCGUCUGUUCCCGCGGGCGCGGUGGACAUUGCCUUUGACCGCCAGGGUGUCUUGGCGGCGGUCCUUGCAAUGAAGGACAUGACGGUUCCGAGUCUGCUGAGCAGCAUUGGCGCGACGUACCCGCUUCCCUCCCCCGGCAGCAUGUUCAGCAUCAAUCCGAUCUCCAGCUUCCGCAUGACGUCUUCGCGUUCUAACGACACCUUCCUGAGGGCGCUGCGUGGCUACAACGCCACCAUCUCGGCGGGCACGACCUUCAACUUUGGUCUGGUCCUACCCACGCUCUCUCCGGGCGUCACUUACCAGACCAACCUGGCGGCGCGUACCGCCACGGGCGGCUUCCCUGCCAAGUUCACACUUCAGUUGACAAGUGCCAUCUCGAUGUUCAGCAACCUCAUCACGCUAUCCAACGUGAACUUCGAGCCGGUGUCAGGAGUGGGCAUCCGCAGCUCCUGCACCGCUAAUCUGCUGGGCGUCACCCUGAGCGGCAACCUCAGCUUUGCGCUGAGCGGCGGGCGCCCCACUCUGGCCGCGCGCGUGCUGAAUGUCAACUUGACCACGCUUGUGUCCAACGCCCGCAUGGUUGGGCCCCUGCCUCCGGCCAUGGCGUCGCGCCUUUCGUCUCUGACGUUUCCAUCGUUCAGCCUGGACUCGUAUGGCCCUGACGGCAAGUCGUACUUUGCGACGGCUGCCGGCCCUGCGGGUGGCCCGAGCUCGCUGCUGUCGCUAGCGGUGGACAGCUACGGCAUGCGCUACUUCAAGCUGGACAUGGGCACCACGUGCGUCAACCUGGGCAGCGCGCUGCAGAGCCUGGGCGUGACCAUGGCUGUGCCGGCAACCUCAUUCACGCUGUGCAACCUGGUGGUCACGCGUGUGCCCGCCGUCUCGGGUGUGGCGAACGUCACGCUGCCUGACAACACUACCUUGCUACCAUCACUUGCGGCGAGCUUCAUGAUCUCCAUCCCUGAGCUUGGAUUCAGCAGCGUCAGUGCGAGGAUUUCAACCAGCCAGGCGGCCCCGUCUGCGGUGCAGAUCCAGCUCACGGGCGCCUUGAGCCUGUUCGGCGGCGCCUGCACCGCCACCAGCUUUGUGCUGCAGGUCAGCGCGUCCGCGGCUAGCUAUGCCGCCAGCCUGCGCCUCAGCUGCCCCGCCGUGCCCAGCCUCACUGACGUGGCGGCGUCUCUGUCCUACGCCAACGGCACUAUGUCCCUCGAUGUGACCGGCAGCCUCAGCUUCCUGGACGGCGCGGUGGCCGUCUCGCAGCUCAGCCUGUCCAGCACCUCGGCCGCCGCUUACGUGGCGGGCUCGUGCACGGGCUCUGUAGCAGGCGCCACUGGCAGCUUGCAGUUCAACCUGACCAAGCCCACCGCCUCGGUGCCGGUUCCCAAGACGUCUCUGGCGCUGACCAUCCCGAACAUCAACUUUGGCACGCUGGCGUCCAGCCUGUGGGCUACUGCCGCGGGCCAGUCGCUUCCAUCCGUGCUGACGAGCCUGACGCUGCCUUCGGUGACCAUCCAGACACCGGAUAUCUCUCUUGGUGCCUACACCUUCUCAGCACUCGUGCUUUCGGGCGCGGUGGACAUUGCCUUUGACCGCCAGGGUGUGCUGGCAGCGGUAAUUGCCAUGGACGGCAUGUCGGUGCCGAGCUUGCUGAGCAGCAUUGGCGCGACGUACGCCCUGCCCUCCACGGACAGUAUGUUCACCACCGACGGCAGCCCGAGUUUCCGCAUGACGUCUUCUCGCUCGACCGAUGCACUGCUGACAGCACUGCGUGGCUACAGCGCCGCCAUUUCGCCGGGCACAAUCUUCAACUUUGGUCUGGUCUUUCCAACGCUGAGCCCUGGAACGGCGUACCUGACCAACGUGGUUGCGCGCACCGCAGCUGGAGGGUUUCCCGACAAGUUCACACUUCAGAUCAGUAGCCCCAUCUCGAUAUUUGGUGACCUCAUUACGCUAUCCGACAUGAACUUUGAGGCGGUGUCAGGAGUGGGCAUCCGCAGCUCCUGCACCGCUAACCUGCUGGGCGUCACCCUGAGCGGCAACCUCAGCUUUGCGCUGAGCGGCGGGCGCCCCACUCUGGCCGCGCGGGUGCUGGAUGUCAACUUGACCACGCUUGUGUCCAACGCCCGCAUGGUUGGGCCCCUGCCUCCAGCCAUGGCGUCGCGCCUUUCGUCUCUGACGUUUCCAUCGUUCAGCCUGGACUCGUAUGGCCCUGACGGCAAGUCGUACUUUGCGACGGCUGCCGGCCCUGCGGGUGGCCCAAGCUCGCUGCUGUCGCUAGCGGUGGACAGCUACGGCAUGCGCUACUUCAAGCUGGACAUGGGCACCACGUGCGUCAACCUGGGCAGCGCGCUGCAGAGCCUGGGCGUGACCAUGGCUGUGCCGGCAACCUCGUUCACGCUGUGCAACCUGGUGGUCACGCGUGUGCCCGCCGUCACGGGCGUGCCUGAUGUCGUGCUGCCUGACGCCACUACCAUGGCGCCAUCAUUUGCGGCCAGCUUCAUCAUCUCCAUCCCCGAGCUGGGGUUCAACAAUGUUGCAGCGAGGAUUGCAACGAGCCAGUCCACUCCGUCCACCGUGCAGAUUCAAGCGUAGAGGGUGUCGAUCGAGGGGAGAGGAUGUGUGCGGGGAGGCAUAGCCAUGUCCGGACAUGUCGUUUUGCGCACGCGGCGAACAAGAAGAAGAGCGUGCAGUGCUUUGCAAGUUCGUUCAUGUAAAUGUACGCUACUCGAAUGUCGGCCCGGAAUACUUGAGGCGUAAAUAUACGCCGGUUACAGCCAAUUGUACGUUUCCCUGGCAAUGGAUAUGCAGCUGUAUUCCAGAGCGCUCUCUACAGCAGUUCUUAUUAUGAAGCAGCAAUAGAUAUCGCAGCGCGCCCCCUGCCACAAAGGCAAGACAUGUAUUCGUCUCCAUGAAUGAAUGAAUUGCUCCGCUCGCAGCUGCGUAUAGCCUCGAAAGCGUACGCUAUGAGCUAUGUCUAUUAUUGCAGUGCCAGCGAAUGUAGAGGCUGGAGUAACUGUGGUCGCCGCGAGCGCUCCCAAGCAUGCUCGGAGCCGGUUAUUCCGGCUCCACCCUGCCCCGCUGGCUGUUUGGGCGCGCAGGACCAGGAAAACUAUUGCUUUUAAGAUACAUUUAAGUUGCAGUCAGUCACUGAUGCGUUCAGGAUGCACAAGGACGGCAACAGUGGGUACUGCUUGCCCCGAGCAUGCUCGGAGCCGGUUAUUCCGGCUCCG